Symbiodinium necroappetens is the source of this 1440-nucleotide messenger RNA. The record is from the annotation of a GenBank genome assembly. NCBI's taxonomy places the organism in Eukaryota, Dinophyceae, Suessiales, Symbiodiniaceae.
AUGUUUGCUGCACUUUCCAAGCUCUGCACUUCUAGGCUAGCGCGCUCCGAAGAAGCUGCGGAUGAGGUCAGCGCGACCUCGACGCCAACCUGCACGAGGGCCGACGGGAGCGUCCCUGCUGUCCAUGCAGCCUUCUACCUCUGGUAUGGUACUCCGGAGGUGGAUGGCAAGUGGCUGCACUGGGAUCACAAGGUGCUUCCUCAUUGGGACAAGGAGGUAGAUGCCAAAUAUGACAAGUUCAACUGGAGCCCGCCAGACGAGCCCCACGCCACCUUCUAUCCUGAACGGGGCCCAUACAGCUCAAGCGACGAGUCCAUCCUCCUGAGCCAGUUUGAGGAUCUGGCAAAGGCAGGUGUUGACUCCGCAAUGUGUUCCUGGUGGGGGCGAAAGGACUGGGCCGGCAAGCGAGAUGAUGCUGACUCAGGUGCCAACACGGAUGAACUGAUUCCAUCGGUGCUUGAGGCUGCAGUCCAAGCCGGCGUUUUUGUGUCCUUCCACAUUGAGCCGUACGGGGGCCGAUCCCCGCAAACGUUCCUGGAUGACCUCGCCUACAUCGUCCGCGAGUACGGGCACCACCCAGCCAUCUGGCGCGAGGGCCCAAAGAAGCUGCCACUCUUCUGGCUGUAUGAUGUUUCGGCCCAGCACUCCAUGCAGGAUAUCGCUGCUUGGAAGGAAGCACUCGAUUCCGUACGAGGCACCGAGUUGGACGGCGUGUUCCUUUGUACGCCUGCUGCAUUUGGGCUCUUGGCCAAGCCUCUGCUGCCACCGGGUCUGAUGCCCUUCAGACUGCAAGGUCCCUGGCGCAUGCGCCGACGCUCGGCCAGUCGGGGUGGACUGCGGCCGACCAGCGCGCCAAGGCUGGCAAAGAGCUUCGAGCCUGGAGGAGGAGAUGCAACAGUAAAGGGUCAUCCGAACCCAUUCAAAGUGCGGAACACAGUUUUUCUUCAAGAGCGGCGGCAGAAGUCCCCCAAACCAGGUGCCAGGAAGGGCGCACCGACGGGAGGCACUGCGGCAGAAGUGUCGAUGCUUACCAGAUCGCCUAAUGAUUCGAAGAAGCUUCGACAGCGGCAACGAGAACACUUGGUUCUACAAAAUCUAGAGCGCCUAGAAGACAAGCACACCGCAGCCCGUGCUGUGCAGGCAUUGGAGGAGGUCAUCGGGACCUCGACUUCGGUGGAGGAGCUGAACCGAUUCCUUCGUCUUGGCUUCGACAGCAAGAGACCGCUCGUCACACCCAAAGCCCGUCAAGAGCAGCUGCUGUUGCUGCGAUCAAUAGUUCGGCAGUUUCACAGCCUUGGCGGCGACGAUACUUCUGCUGCUACAGCCGCACUGAAGGAUCAGAGCUGCUGCGGCAUGCCGAAGAUGUUGGAUCGAGCCAAGCUGCUGAAAGCGAAAGCCGAACCACGUAACGACAAGGAACCACUCCUCCAGCCCCGUUGA